Onychomys torridus (southern grasshopper mouse) is the source of this 3535-nucleotide messenger RNA. It is a transcript of the gene Cnnm3, whose product is annotated as cyclin and CBS domain divalent metal cation transport mediator 3. The transcript has 8 exons. Gene Ontology annotation, molecular function: transmembrane transporter activity. The record is from RefSeq and is a predicted model, not a curated record. Gene Ontology annotation, cellular component: plasma membrane. Bases 29 to 2161 code for a protein of 710 amino acids. Gene Ontology annotation, biological process: magnesium ion homeostasis; transport. NCBI's taxonomy places the organism in Eukaryota, Metazoa, Chordata, Mammalia, Rodentia, Cricetidae.
GCCUGAGGCCCAGAAGGGGUAGCAGGCCAUGGCGGCGGCGGCGGCGGCUGUGGCGGGUUGGCUGGGCUGGGUGCUUGCCGCGCUCUGUCUGGGCAGCACCGCGGGGGAGGCGGCGCCGGGAGCGGGACUGCUGGGCUUCUGCAUGGAGGAGGACAGCGCGCCGGGCGCAGGCUCACUGCGCGGAAGGGCAGCGCCGGAGGCCACUUUCUGCUUGCGACUCUUCUGCUCGGGCUUAGCCAACAGCUCCUGGACCUGGGUGGCCACGGAGGGUGCAGGCUGCCCCGAGGGCGGGCGGGCCACGGAGCCCGAGGAGGCGGCCGCCCCCACGGGCGAGUGGCGUGCACUGCUGCGCCUGCGCACCGAGGCCGGGCGCCCGCGCUCCGCACUGCUGGCGGUGCGCGUGGAGCCGGGCGGCGGGGCAGCCGAGGAGGCGGCGCCGCCCUGGGCGCUGGGGCUGGGGGCGGCCGGGUUGCUGGCCCUGGCGGCCGUGGCGCGCGGCCUGCAGCUGAGCGCUCUGGCGCUGGCGCCGGCCGAGGUGCAGGUGCUGCGCGAGAGCGGCUCGGAGGCGGAGCGCGCGGCUGCGCGGCGCCUGGAACCUGCGCGGCGCUGGGCCGGCUGCGCCCUGGGCGCGCUGCUGCUGCUGGCCAGCCUGGCGCAGGCGGCACUGGCGGUGCUGCUGUACCGAGCGGUCGGCCAGCGCGCCGUGCCCGCGGUGCUGGGCUGCGCGGGGCUGGUGUUCCUGGUGGGCGAGGUGCUGCCGGUCGCUGUGAGCGGCCGCUGGGCGCUGGCGCUGGCGCCGCGCGCGCUGGGCCUGAGCCGCCUGGCGGUGCUGCUCACCUUGCCCGUGGCGUUGCCCGUGGGGCAGCUGCUGGAGCUGGCAGCGCGGCCGGGCCGUCUGCGUGAGCGCGUGCUGGAGCUGGCGCGCGGCGGCGGCGACCCCUACAGCGAUCUGAGCAAGGGCGUCCUGCGCUACCGGACCGUGGAGGACGUGCUCACGCCCCUCGAAGACUGCUUUAUGCUGGACUCCGGCGCUGUCCUGGACUUCGGCGUCCUAGCCAGUAUCAUGCAGAGCGGCCACACGCGCAUCCCAGUGUACGAGGAGGAGCGUUCCAACAUCGUGGACAUACUGUACCUCAAGGACUUGGCCUUCGUGGACCCUGAGGACUGCACGCCGCUCAGCACCAUCACCCGCUUCUACAACCAUCCACUCCACUUCGUCUUCAACGACACCAAAUUGGACGCUGUCCUGGAAGAGUUCAAGCGAGGGAAGUCACACCUGGCCAUCGUUCAGAAGGUGAACAACGAAGGUGACUGUGACCCCUUCUACGAGGUGCUGGGCUUGGUCACGCUGGAGGACGUCAUCGAGGAGAUCAUCAGGUCGGAGAUCCUGGAUGAGUCUGAAGACUACCACACCAAGGUGAGGAAAAAGACUGUUGCUCUGGGCACCCCUCUCAAGCGGAAGGAGGAGUUCUCCUUAUUCAAGGUGUCUGAUGAUGAAUAUAAAGUAAAAAUCUCGCCUCAGCUGCUCCUGGCCACCCAGCGCUUCCUUUCCCGAGAGGUGGAUGUGUUCAGCCCAUUGCGAAUCUCCGAGAAAGUCUUGCUGUAUCUGCUGAAGCAUCCCAGUGUCAACCAGGAGGUGAAGUUUGAUGAGAACAACCGCCUGGCCACGCACCAUUACUUGUACCAGCGCAGCCAGCCGGUGGACUACUUCAUCCUCAUCCUGCAGGGCAGGGUCGAGGUGGAGAUUGGAAAAGAGGGCCUGAGGUUCGAGAAUGGGGCCUUCACCUACUAUGGAGUGUCUGCCCUGGCAUCUCCAUCUUCAGCUCACCAGUCCCCCGUGUCUUCACGCCAGCUCAUCCGCCAUGAGCCGCAGCCUGAACCACCCGAGAGUACCCGCCCCUCCGCAUACUGUCCUGACUACACCGUGAGGGCCCUUUCUGACCUGCAGCUCAUUAAGAUCACACGGUUGCAGUACCUUAAUGCACUCCUGGCUUCCCGAGCCCAAAGCUUGCCUCCAUCCCCAGAGAUUGCUGAGCUCCAGGCCAUCCCAGGCAGCCAGACCAGGCUCCUUGGUGACAAGUCCACUGAGACAGCAGGGUCCAACAUCAGCAGACCUGACGUCCCAGUGGAGAAGAGCCCUGGGCAGAACCCAGGAGUGUAACUGCUUGCCAGGCAGCCCCGAGCUGGAAAUGGACAAGCGUGUGGGGAGCUGGGGAGAGCCAAGCAGGAGCUUCAUGCCAGCCUGUCCCCCACCUGUUCUGGCCACGUUUUAGAUGGCCAUUGUAAGAUGUGGGUCCUGGGCCUCCUGAAUGCCAGAGCCUUCAGCUGGCCCUGCCUUCCCUUAGGAGAUAGGACUGGCAGGUCGGUCCUCCAGAAGAAGCCUGUUUCUGGGGGGAUGAAAGGAACAGCAUCAUCUCUAGUCCCCACGGCCCAGCCUCUCCCCUGAUACUGUCACGGCACAGUGUCUAUACCUCCCUGAGCCAGGUGCUAUGUGGCGGGUGCAGUUACUGCCUUUAUAUGGUCUUGGCCUGUCUCACUUUGCUUUUGAUUGGCCAGCCCUCUGUCAUUGACAUCACUUUAUGUGCAAGCCAAGAGCUCUGGCUUUGGAUGGAGAGCCAAGUCUAUGGCCCUGUCCUGUACCUUUUUAUUUUCUAACAAUGCCAUAUUUUGAUUCAUGUACCCCCGUUUUUUCCAUGUGCCAAAUCUAAAAGCACGAUUCACCAAUAAGUCUGUACUCUAGUUCUGCUCCCUCCUGUGGAGGGAGGUAGCUUCUCUGACUCCUGAAGUCAAAGUGAGCAGCCUGGCCCAGUGACACAGGGAGCCUGCCCAGCAUGGCUGAAAAGUCGGUGUUGAGGACCUGCCUUGUACUUUUGUCUUCAGCCCCCGGGGACACGUGCGGCUGUAAUGGGUAGAGAACAGCAAUCAGAGAGGAUUCUGUAAACCUGGUACCUCCUUGUCGCCUGCUGAGAAGACAAGGUUUUCUUGUAUCUGAAAUAUCUCAAAUUGUGUGCCCUUUUCCGUUUCCAGGGACGUUGUUUUAGAGAUGCAGGGUUGGGAGCGCACAGGCUUUCUCCUCUAGUGUACCUACAUUUUCCUUCCACAGUUUCAGCUCUGGGACCAUAGACUGGGGUGGGAAGGGAGGAUUUCUGGAACUUUCCUCAAAAGAAUGUGGGUCCUGGUAAGUGAGACUUGCAGGCCAAGAGAACAGUGGUAUGCUUGCCAAGAAAAUAUUCUCAAGGAAUAUGCGCUAAGAACAAACUCAGGUUGGAAUCAAAUACUUUAAAAAUCAUCUCUCUCCAGAAAAGAAUUCUGAAUUUUGGCUGUAGAAUCACCUGGCAGAUUAGAACCUUGGUUACCUGGGCCCUUCUGGGGCUUCUGAUUUAGUCACCUUGAACACCAGGGUUAGAGUCUUGAAAUAGUUUUAGGUUCAUAGAAGAGUUCCAGAUGCCCUUUACUCAGCAUCCCCUGAUGUUAACAUGUUAAAUCACCUUGUUACAGUUAUCCAAAUUAAAAUGUUAACAUUGGUGUCAUACUA